AUGGGAUCUGUUCCAUCCUGGUUCCAAGGGUUUAAUCGAGACAAGCUAUUNGAAGGGCCUUUAGGGUUUGAUAAAGCCACCGGGAAGAGUAAAGGGUUUGCGCUUUUUGUGUAUAAGACGCCAGAGGCAGCGAGGGCGUCUUUGGUGGAUCCUAUAAAGAAUAUUGAUGGGCAUCAGUUGAAUUGUAAGUUGGCGAUUGACGGAAAAAAGGGGAAAGUGGGUCCUGGGGGAGGUCAGGCGCCGACGGGGAUUCCUGUGGAGGCCCACGGUGAUGGGGUUGGAUUGAACCAGCCGGCUUCUGUCCCAGGUUCGCAGUUUGGUGGUCCGGGUGGACUUGGGGGUUAUGGUGGGUUUUCGGGAGGGUUGCAAGGGCCGUCUCCAUUGGGUCAGGGUCAUCAUCCUCUGAAUUCUUCUUUGGGUGGUCCAGGGUUGUCGUCCCUUGGUAGUCAAGGACAAUCUACUUUGGGUAUUAGUGGUGGGUUUGCUUCUGGGCUGGGUGGGCCUUACAGUGGCUCUCAUUACGGGGGACCUGGUUCAUCUGCUUAUAGCGGAUUGGGUAGUGCUGGUGGCGGGGGUUUUCAAAUUAUUCUCGCCGAAACUCCUUUGAUGGAUCUUAUCAAAAAAAGAAAACUAGAUGAGAAUGGCGUCGUUCUGGUUGACCCCUCCGACGGCGGACCGAAUAAACUCACUCUCGAAGACGCUCGCAAGAUCAUCGAGCCUUUCACUCAGGAACAACUCUUCGAGAUCGUCCAAAACGCCGCCGUUAGGCACCUAGACGUACUCGACGCAGUUAGAUCCAUCGCUGACCGUGAUCAUACUCAGCGCAAGCUUUUCAUCCGUGGUCUCGGCUGGGACACGACCACUGAGAAGCUCCGAGCUAUCUUCUCCGCCUAUGGUGAACUCGAAGAAGCUGUGGUGAUUUUGGACAAGGCCACCGGAAAAUCCAAAGGCUAUGGUUUUAUCACUUUCAAACACAUAGAUGGAGCUUUGUUGUCUUUGAAGGAGCCGAGCAAGAAAAUCGACGGUCGAAUGACUGUGACGCAAUUGGCGUCGGCUGGGAUGUCAGGUGGGCCCACGGGGAAUUCGAAUUCGCCGGAUAUUUCGUUGAGAAAGAUUUAUGUGGCGAAUGUGCCGUACGACAUGUCGCCGGACAGAUUGUUGGUGCAUUUUUCGAUGUAUGGAGAGAUAGAGGAAGGGCCUUUAGGGUUUGAUAAAGCCACCGGGAAGAGUAAAGGGUUUGCGCUUUUUGUGUAUAAGACGCCAGAGGCAGCGAGGGCGUCUUUGGUGGAUCCUAUAAAGAAUAUUGAUGGGCAUCAGUUGAAUUGUAAGUUGGCGAUUGACGGAAAAAAGGGGAAAGUGGGUCCUGGGGGAGGUCAGGCGCCGACGGGGAUUCCUGUGGAGGCCCACGGUGAUGGGGUUGGAUUGAACCAGCCGGCUUCUGUCCCAGGUUCGCAGUUUGGUGGUCCGGGUGGACUUGGGGGUUAUGGUGGGUUUUCGGGAGGGUUGCAAGGGCCGUCUCCAUUGGGUCAAGGUCAUCAUCCUCUGAAUUCUUCUUUGGGUGGUCCAGGGUUGUCGUCCCUUGGUAGUCAAGGACAAUCUACUUUGGGUAUUAGUGGUGGGUUUGCUUCUGGGCUGGGUGGGCCUUACAGUGGCUCUCAUUACGGGGGACCUGGUUCAUCUGCUUAUAGCGGAUUGGGUAGUGCUGGUGGCGGGGUAGGUGGUGCUGGUCGUGGGUCUUCACUGUACGGGUUGCCGCCGAGCUCGGGUGGAAUAACUUCUGGAGAUUAUCCUCAGAGUGCGCACUAUAGUUUGUCAUCGGCCGCUUACCAAAGCCAACAUAACCAGGCGGCAGGGUUUGAUAAAGCCACCGGGAAGAGUAAAGGGUUUGCGCUUUUUGUGUAUAAGACGCCAGAGGCAGCAAGGGCGUCUUUGGUGGAUCCUAUAAAGAAUAUUGAUGGGCAUCAGUUGAAUUGUAAGUUGGCGAUUGACGGAAAAAAGGGGAAAGUGGGUCCUGGGGGAGGUCAGGCGCCGACGGGGAUUCCUGUGGAGGCCCACGGUGAUGGGGUUGGAUUGAACCAGCCGGCUUCUGUCCCAGGUUCGCAGUUUGGUGGUCCGGGUGGACUUGGGGGUUAUGGUGGGUUUUCGGGAGGGUUGCAAGGGCCGUCUCCAUUGGGUCAAGGUCAUCAUCCUCUGAAUUCUUCUUUGGGUGGUCCAGGGUUGUCGUCCCUUGGUAGUCAAGGACAAUCUACUUUGGGUAUUAGUGGUGGGUUUGCUUCUGGGCUGGGUGGGCCUUACAGUGGCUCUCAUUACGGGGGACCUGGUUCAUCUGCUUAUAGCGGAUUGGGUAGUGCUGGUGGCGGGGUAGGUGGUGCUGGUCGUGGGUCUUCACUGUACGGGUUGCCGCCGAGCUCGGGUGGAAUAACUUCUGGAGAUUAUCCUCAGAGUGCGCACUAUAGUUUGUCAUCGGCCGCUUACCAAAGCCAACAUAACCAGGCGGCAGGUGCAUCCCCGGUACCAAGAGUUCCACACGGAGGAUUAUACCAGGGCUUGGGCCCUUACUACUGA
Molecule: messenger RNA, 2565 nt
Organism: Ilex paraguariensis (yerba mate)
Lineage: Eukaryota; Viridiplantae; Streptophyta; Magnoliopsida; Aquifoliales; Aquifoliaceae
Source: the annotation of a GenBank genome assembly